AAAUUCCCUGAAAAAAACUCGCCGCUGCGCUGAGUUGCCGCGAUACGUCUUUCAGUGUAAGACUGUCAUUCGUGGGGUGGGACGUGCGUCGCGGCGUAAUGAUCCCCAAAACGCCCGAUAAAUUAAGUUCGCUGCAGUUUUCGAAGUUUCUGCCGGAGUACCUGGAAUAUGCCGAGCGCAUCCGCAAGACCCUGUACUAUGGGCGGCUUCCAUCCACAGACCGCCCAUCACUCCCCUUCACAAGCAUGUCAGUGGAGAGGUUCAGUGAACUGUGCCGGCAAGAUGGCCUAGAGAAGCUGGACACUCGGUAUGCCUCCUCAGUGUGUUACGACGCCUGCGUUACCCCAUGCUCCCUCAUCGUGGCCCUACUCUACCUCGACCGCCUCCGCACCCACAAUCCUGAGUACCUGGCCAACACCUCCCCCUCACAGGUGUUCCUGGUGGCCACGAUGGUUGCCAGCAAGUACCUGUAUGAUGAUGGGGAGGAGGACGAGGUGUUCAAUGAUGAGUGGGCCACCUCUGCCGCCCUGUCCCUUGCUGACCUGAACCAGGCUGAACGCGAGUUCCUUAUUGCCAUUGACUGGAAUCUCUUCGUUGAUUCUGAUGCCUUCCUCUGUGCAUUUGAACGUGUGGAGGCCGAGGUGUCAUGGCGUGAGGGGGUGAAGAGAGGCUACUUCACCUACACAGAUCUGAUCUCCCUCACACUGACUCUGCCAUCCUCCUGCUCCAACAUCUUGAACCUGGUGAACCAUGUGUUAGCUGUUUGCAUCGUUGGGUACACGGCAGCCAUUGUGAGUGUGGUCGCAGGCACCAUUUUGGCCCAGGAGUGCAGCCAUCAGAUUAGUUCCAUGAUGCAGCACUUCACCUCCAUUGGCACCACUGUCUCAUUGCCCAACAGCACUCUUGCCCCGUGCCUCGAGGAACCUCUCACCCAGACACCACCAGAGGCUCUCCAGAAUAUCAUUACUGACUCCCUCCAUUCAUUGACAGACACGAAUGAGAGCAUUGUACAGGACUCUGAAGACAGUAUUGUGAACCUUACUGGCAUGCCUUCACGAGCCCUUACUACACUCACCACCUCCAUCCUUUUGGCCAUGUCAUCCCCGAGCAGCAACCCUCAGCCACGCCACCUCAUGAAGGGGCGCUCACUUCACCCAUAUCGUCCUGGCCGGGGCAAACAGGAUAGACAUUCCAUGGAGCCAGAAAAUGAGGAAGAGACAGAGAUAGAGUGUGACCCUGCGGAUGUACACCUGACCUUCACUACCGGACCCUACUGGCCUCCCUCAAGCUAUGCUCGUAGAUCAGGUCACGCCAUGAGUCACUUCGCUUUGGACCCACCCACCUUUGACUUAGGACUGAGAGAUGAUGACCGUGUCAGUGGCCAAAAGCAGGACUGGGUUUACUCAAACCCAUGGGUCAUUCCUUGGUUGUCUUGGCAUGGUGCCCCAGUUUACAGCAUGAUACAAAACUUUUCUGGUAUCGGAGCACCUAACCUGCAAAGCUUUAAAAUGAAUGAGAUCACCUGGGUUGACCGGCUCACCUGGAUGUCUGCCUUGCUCUUGGACCUGGUAACUGACACGCCCACUGUUCCUCCCAGCCUGGCCCUGACCCAGACACCCAUGCUCCCUGAUGCCACUGCUGCUGCCACAGCUACAAUGGCUCAGUCUGGUCCAGAACCUGUGCCUUGGGUAAUGUAAGGUUCAAAGUUAAUAUAUGGGUGCCAAUACCUUGAUGAUGGAAAUGGAUAGUAUUGAUCAGGAUUUCUGGAAAACGUUCUGUUAACCACCUAACAAUCUCCCUGUAAGUAGCACAAAGACUUUGAUCUUUGUGGACAUAUUCAACAGCUUUCUAUGGGAAGGGUGAUGCAUACUAUGUCAUACAGCAAUUAUAUCACCAUGAAAGGAUCAGUUUUAUCCAUAGUACUCUAACCUGAGCUGACAGUCCACUGCUUUCAGGCCUAUCAUGAACAAAGUUGCUUUAAUUGUGAUUGCAUUUAGCCCUACUCCAGGUGGUUCUGAAUAGAGAGCCUCCCCUUGAGGUGUACUCUGAUGAUUCAGUGAAGUGUUUUAAUCCACUGAUAGAUUUUAGCAUACAAUGUAAGGCAGGUACAUGAGUUUUUUAACCUUUUGAGUCAUCUAGCCAUCCUUAUUUUGAACAUUGGAUGAAUAUGUGACUUUAAUUAAUGAAAAGUGGAAUGCCCAAGAAAUCAUGUUAUAAUAAGCCAAUAGAUAGUUUUCUGUGACCACCCUGAUGGAAUUACAGAUGCAGACAUCAAAGUAUGGUUUCAAGUGUUCCAAAAAUGAACAUUAAGUUGACCACAUGAACUUCCCUUAAAGCUGGAGAUUGUCAAGUUGUGAUAUGCAAGUGUGAUAAGAAUGAAAAAGUAUUAUACAUGUGGAAAAAACUGUGUUAUAAAAUAAAACAGAUGGAAAAAUUGCAAGGUGAUGGCUGGUUGCUUUUCCAGGCUGUUGCAUUCUGGCACUCAUGUCUGUCCUGCCAAAAUUGCCAAGGUGAGUGAUCCUGCUACUCAUCCUGUCAGGAAGUUCAAUCAUUUAGAAUAUAAUAAGGUUCCAAACAUUAUUAUUGAUUCUUUUAAUGGUACUGUUUCAACAUGUAUUUUGAAUGUAAAAGAUAUUUACAUUUACAAAUACCCAUAACUUGUUAACUCAAAAGUUUCCAAUAAACUAAUCUGUAGUUAC
Messenger RNA from Eriocheir sinensis (Chinese mitten crab), 2699 nucleotides. RefSeq names its product protein CNPPD1-like. Gene Ontology annotation, cellular component: cyclin-dependent protein kinase holoenzyme complex; nucleus. Bases 99 to 1697 code for a protein of 532 amino acids. NCBI's taxonomy places the organism in Eukaryota, Metazoa, Arthropoda, Malacostraca, Decapoda, Varunidae. Gene Ontology annotation, biological process: regulation of cyclin-dependent protein serine/threonine kinase activity. The transcript has 7 exons. Gene Ontology annotation, molecular function: protein kinase binding; cyclin-dependent protein serine/threonine kinase regulator activity. The record is from RefSeq and is a predicted model, not a curated record.